Molecule: messenger RNA, 9777 nt
Organism: Hypanus sabinus (Atlantic stingray)
Lineage: Eukaryota; Metazoa; Chordata; Chondrichthyes; Myliobatiformes; Dasyatidae
Gene: cenpf
Product: centromere protein F
Exons: 19
Coding region: 1-9777 (3258 amino acids)
Biological process (GO): mitotic cell cycle; regulation of G2/M transition of mitotic cell cycle; metaphase chromosome alignment
Cellular component (GO): nucleus; chromosome, centromeric region; spindle pole
Molecular function (GO): protein homodimerization activity; microtubule binding; transcription factor binding
Source: RefSeq, a predicted model, not a curated record
AUGAGUUGGGCUGUGGAAGAGUGGAAAGAAGGUCUUCCAACAAAGGCACUUCAGAAAAUCCAAGAAAUUGAAAUUCAGCUAGAUAAACUCAAAAAAGAACGUCAACAGCGACAAUUCCAGGUUGAAACCUUGGAAGCUGCACUGCUGAAACAAAAACAAAAGGUAGAAAAUGAAAAAACUGAAAGCAGUGCCCUAAAGCGGGAGCAUCAGACUCUAAUUGACUCAUGUGAAAACCUUGAGAAAACCAAGCAGAAGAUUUCUCAUGAUCUGCAGGUGAAGGAAUCACAAGUUAAUUACCUAGAGGGACAACUUGCAUCAAGCAAGAAACUUGUUGAGAAGCUUGAACAAGAGAACAAAAGAUGGAAGUCGGAACUUGAGCGAUGCCAAGCCAUUGGAAUGCCUGCAGAUGGUUCGUCUGGAACGCCGAAAACAAAUUGCUCAAGGUCCAUCACACCAAAUAAAAAUGUUGUUGACUCUAAACUAGAGGAAAUGCAGGAAAAAUAUAACAAAGAAGUGGAAGAAAGGUGUCGACUGGAAACUGAAUUAAAAAUAAUUCAGGCCAAGUUUAAUCAAACGCAACAUCAAAAUACCAUUAGCCAGCGGAAUAUUGCACGGCAGCGAUCGGCUUCAUCUGUGUUUCCAUGGCAACAAGAUCAAACUCCAAGUCAGCAUGCCUCUCAUUCACUGGAGACCCCAUUAAGGGGUGUUGCUAUGAAUCUUCAAUGGGAACAGGAAGAAACUCCCUUCAAGCACUAUCCCAAGUCUUUGCAAAGGGGAAACUGUUCCACAGGAUGGCUUAAUAACAACACAGAUAGCUCCAAGCUGGAGGAACAGCUGAAACUACAAAAUCAAGAACUGCAAACCAAAGUUUUGGAUCUGGAACAUCGACUUGAAGCUCAGGAGAAAGAAGUGAAAAAUCAUAUGAACAAGCUUCAUGAAAUUCAAUUCCAGUUUGAGAAAGCAAAAACGGAGCUUUCAGAGAAAGAACGGAAACUGACUAAAAACCGUGAAGAAUUGACCAAAAUGACUACACAGUGUGAACAAAGCAAUGCCAAGUGUGUGAUGGUUGAGCAAAAGCUAAAGCAGGUGUCAGACGAACUGAAUUGCUGCAGGCAAAAUGCUGAGAGUACACGGCGCAAUGUUGAGCAGAAGUUGAAAGACAAGGAAAAGGAAUUUCAAGAGGAAAUUUCUCAUCAUCAGCACUCUCUAAGAAGCCUAGAUCAACAAUUCAUCCAGACAAAAAAUAAACUGAACCAGGAAUUGCAACAAGCUAAAAAAGACUACAAUGUUCUGCAGUUAGAUGUUGAUAAAUUAACAGCAGGCAAACAGAAACUGGAAAAAGAAUUGGACGAUAUCAAGCAGCAAUUACGCCAAUCAAAUCAAAUUCAAAAGGCAAAUCAGUCAAAGGAAAACGAUCUGAAGAAAAAGCUUGAAGAUCUUCAGGAAGAAAGAGAUGGUCUUAGAAGUCAGCUUCAGCAGAAUUUUACACAAAUUCAUAAACUGGAAAAUGAAUUACAGAAGACCAAACAAGAUUUUAACCGUGCCAGUACUUAUGGUGAAGACUUGAAAAGUAAGAUCAAUGAGCUGGACUUUGAGUUAAAAAAUCUUCAACAACAACUGGAUGAUCAAAAUAGAUCAUCAGGUAUAACUGUGGAAAACCUUAAACAGCAAAUUUCAAAGAUGAAAAUGGAGCAAGAUGCUGUUCGAAAGGACAUGAAAGAGAAGGAAAGGAGUAUUGAGCAGUUGAAUGACCAGAUUGCUAAAAUGGAAAAUAAGAAUGAAGGACUGCAAAACGAAGUGCAGCUAAAGGAAAAGACAUGUCAGAACCUGGAGGAGGAGAACAGUUCCCUGGCUCAGUGGAAAGCUGAAAAUACCCAAGCUUUAGAUAUCUUUAAGCAUGAAAAAGAAGGGCUGCAGAACAAAAUUAAAGAAUUGGAUCAGAAUCUUGAGUUUUUCAAGAAUAAAAAUCAAGAGCAAGAGCAGAAUCUAGAGAUUUAUCAAAACAAAACUGAAAAACAAUCUGAAACACUGAAGUUACUUGAUGAUGAAAAGCAGAGUUUGCAAAGACAGUUUGAAGAUGUCAAACAAAUGCUAGACAACAAAGCACUGGAGUUACAGAAAGAAAAACAAGCCUUUGAAGAAUUCAUGAUAAAAUCAAAGCAAGAUAAACAUGAUGUAGAAAACCUUAACCUAACCAUCUCUCAACUUACGUCGCAGAUAGCUGAACUGGAGAAAAGUCUGCAACAAGAAACUAACAAGGUUUUAAAACUUGAAGAGUCUCAACGUGUAUUUAGUGCUGAAUAUGAAAAUGUCAGUAAUAUGGCCAAAUCAAAAGACGACCAGAUAAAUCUAAAAGAAACUGAAAUUUUGAAAUUAAAAGACAGCAUAUCACAGGUCACACAGGAUUUUGAAAUGCAACUUGCCCGGGUUGAAACCGAGAAAAAGCAUUUAAUGCAAGAACAUGAAAAGAGCAUGCUUGACAAAGUUGAAGUUGAGGUGGCAAGAGCAGCACUAGAAAAUGAUAUUAUUGUCCUCAAGGGAGAGAUAACUUCACAAGAUUCCUUGCUGAAGCUUGAACAGCAUCUUCGUUCUGAGUUGCAGAGUAAAUAUGAAACAGUAUUAAAAGAGAGGGAAGAAUUGGAAGAAAACAUUGAGGAGGCUGGAAAGAAAUGUGAGAACUUAAAAGUGGAGCUGGGGGAAGAAAUUAAUAAACUAAAGAUGCAGCAUGCAGUAUUGCAAGCUACUAUAGAUGAGAAAGAUAAAUCUAUCCAAAAUUUUACACAAGAACUUGAGAGCAACAUGAAUAAUUUGAAAUGUUUGCAAAUGAUGAACAAAGAGUUGGAAACAAAGCUGGAAGCUCACUUUCUAUCAGAGAAGUGCAUUCAGGAAAAAGAAGAGUUAAUUAAUUUGAAAGAAAAGACAUUAGGUCAGCUUUCUGAGGAAAAUGAGGAAUUGAAGGCUUCUGUUCAUAAUUUAAUGCAGGAGAACAUGGAGCUAAACAAAAAGAAUUCUACUUUUGUUGAUAUGAUGAAGAAAGAAGAAGAAAUGCACGAAGCGCUUGCAAAAUAUAAAGAAGAAUCUGCAACUAAGGACAUCAUAAUUAAUGAUCUUAAAACUCUGUGUGAAGAACUAACAGCGAAACAUGGGUUGCUGGAAAGUACAGUAGAAGCCAAAGAAAAUGCUAUUACACAAUUAAUGGAAAAGAUGAAUGAGGGGGAAAGUAGGCAAAGUGAACUGAUGCACGAGUGUACUGUGCUAGAAGAACAAAUAAAGAAUCUCCAAGACAAAUGUACUGCUGAAAAAGAAAAUAACAAUUUCUUGGAAAAACAAUUAUGUGAGCGAGCAAAUGCAUUAUUAAUGAAAAAUGCAGAAGUAGAGGAGUUAGAAAGAAAGUGCACAGAUGCUUCUGUUGAUUAUAAUUCCAAAAUUGCAGGUUAUGAGGCAAAAGUUAAAGCAUUAGUUGAAGAAAUGGGAGACCUGCAGGGACAAAUGGAGAAAAUAAAAGAAAUUGAUCACUUACAAAAAGAACUUGCAGAGUCUAAUGCAAGACAAAACAAAAUACUAGAGGAUUACAAUCAAUUACUUCAGGACAAAGACCAAUUGACACAACUGAUACAAACUCAAGCUGUAAAAGAAAAUAUUUUUGAAGCAAAAAUAGAGAAACUUGAAAGUGAUUUAGCAACAGUAGAAUCUGAAAAUAUUAAAAGUAGUAAACUAAUUACAGAAAACAAUAUAAUUUCAGACCAGUUACGAGAUACAAUUAUAACUAAAGAAAAUGAACUUCAGAGGCUUCAAGUCCAACUUCAGAUUCUUCAGAUGGACCUUGAAGAUAAAGAGGCUUCAUUAGAAUCUUGCUUAUGUCAAUUAAAACAAUUACAGACUGAUGAUAAAAUUUUGGAGAGCAAGUUGCAGCACAGUGAGGAAAAUAGGGUUGUUCUGGAAAAGAAAGUGAGUACAAUGCAGGAAGAGAUGGAAGUUGUGCAUUUAAGAAUUAGAGAAAGCAAGAAUAAUGAAGAAUCAUUGCUGGAAGAAAUAUCUUGGCAGAAGCAAACAAUUGACCGACUGAAAAUUGAACUUGAAAAGAAAGAAAAGGAUUUUUGUUCCUUGGGAAACCAGCUUAAUGCAAGCCAAGCCAAAGAGAAGCAAUACCACCAAAAAGAAACAGAGAUUUUGGAUCUUCAGGAUAAACUGUCUAAGUCUGAAACCGACGUUAUUGAAUUAAGGAGUCAAAAGAGUAAUUUGGAAUUUCAAUUGGAUUCAUUACAGCAGGAGUUAAAUGCACAAAUGCAAUCUACUUUGAACAAUAUCAAGAACACAUUGCAACUAAAUGAGGAGCAAAGAGUUCUUUUGCAACAGGACUUGAGUAAGAUGCAGUCUGAACUCCAACAGAGUGAGGAGCAAAGAAUUUCUUUGCAAGAGGAUUUAAGUAAGAUGGAGUCUGAGAUGCAACAGAGUGACAAGCAAAGAGCUCUUUUGCAACAGGACUUAAGUAAGAUGCAGUCUGAGCUCCAACAGAGUGAGGAUCAAAGAGCUCUUUUGCAAAAGGACUUGAGUAAGAUGCAGUCUGAGCUCCAACAGAGUGAGGAUCAAAGAGUUCUUUUGCAACAGGACUUGAGUAAGAUGCAGUCUGAGCUCCAACAGAGUGAGAAGCAAAGAGCUCUUUUGCAACAGGACUUGAGUAAGAUACAGUCUGAACUGUUACAGAGUGAGGAGCAAAGAGCUCUUUUGCAACAGGACUUGAGUAAGAUACAGUCUGAACUGUUACAGAGUGAGGAGCAAAGAGCUCUUUUGCAACAGGACUUGAGUAAGAUACAGUCUGAACUGUUACAGAGUGAGGAGCAAAGAGCUCUUUUGCAACAGGACUUGAGUAAGAUGCAGUCUGAGCUCCAACAGAGUGAGAAGCAAAGAAUUUGUGUGCAACAGAAUUUGAGUGAGGUGCAGUCCAAACUAUCACCCAAAAUUCUGCAUUUGACUGAAUAUUUGCCACAUAAGUUAAUUGGUGAAUGUGAAAACAAUAUUCAGUAUGAAAAUGAGGAUAUGACAGCAGAUAUGCAUACUGACCUGUUGAAUAAAGUGAAUUUAACUAAACAGAGUACUGGUGCGGAUGCUUCAGAUUACACUAAGUUAAAUGAAAUUGUGAUUAUGCCCCAAGAAAUAAGGCAUCAAAACAUACUGGAAGAGGAAGCGACUUGCAGUGUUGUUAAUAAUAAUUCAUUAUGUGGAAAUAAAAACAUUUUGAGCAUAAAUGAGAAACAUAAUGAUGCUGUAGAAGAAAUGAAGGCAGAGUUAUCCUUGUUACAGAGUAACUUGAUUGAAGCUCAAAGUGCCUUAUCUGGAGCAAAGAUAGAAAAGGAAACACUCCAGGCUCAGUUGAGAAUGCUUGAAUCCUCAUUAGAAAGUGCUCAUCUUCAUGUGUCUGAACAAAAAGAUUCUUUGCAGCAGUCAGAGAUGAUGAUUCAGGAACAAGCUAAUGAACUAAUUUUAUUGCGUCAGCAGUUAAAGGAGCAACCUGCCAACUUGAAUGACCAAGCUGCUCCUUCUGAUGAAGAUACUGACUUGAAGGUGAAAAGUUUGGAACUGGAAAUUUGUUCUGAGUCUACCGAGCAGUCUGUUGCACUGCUCCAGGAACAACUGUUCAAGCAGCAAGCUGAUGCAGAUGCAAAAAUUCAAGCUUUGCAACAUACAAUAACUACAACAAGACAAGCACUUGAAUCUCUAAAGCAACAACAUUCAUCUGAAAGAGAUGAAUGGCAAUUGAAGUUAACCAAUCUAACAACAGAGAUGGAAAAUAAGUUGGCUGCACAGAAACAACAGACAGAAUUGUUAUCUGCGGAGCUAGAAGGCGCAAGGAUCCAGCUCCAGUCUCUAGACCUCAGUUCCCAAUCACUGCUAAAUGCUAGCUACUUUUCAAAAGAGGAUACACCACAAAAGCUGAGCCAUACUAGUUUGAAAAAACAAGAUGAAAGCAAUAUAUUUGCAGAUAAACUGGAUGUUGUUAACAUGCUAACUAUGACCCCUGACAGUAAAGUACAAAGUUCCUCAGAAGAAAAGCAUGUGUUGUCCUCUGACCAUACCAACUCUUUUGAUGACAAUGGAAAGCUUAGCAUGGUUACUAAUGAUCUGAAUGAAGAUGGUGGAAACCACCAGUAUAUUGUUAAACAGAUAUAUUUAAAAGAAGAGGAAUUGAAUGACCCAGGGAACCUUCAUCAUGAGGCAUCAAUUAACACACAAGUACAAACAGAGCAGGAGAAGAUAAAAACUACGGAAGUGUUACUCAGUGAGAUGGAGGGUUUACAUUCCAAUCUUCAAAAAGAGCUAUUUUCCAAAGCUGCUGAUACGGACUUAGAAACAAAAGUGAUGAUUCUUGAGAAGGAGAAAAACUGUUUAUCUAAUGAACUGAAGUCCUCCGCUCUUGAAAAUCAGGACCUUUCUAACAAAGCAAAAAAUUUGGAAGAAGAACUCAAUGAUAUGAAAACGCAGUUGCAGGUGGACGAAAGUAAAAUUUCUGAAAUGGCCAAGAUCUUAGAGAGCCUUGAGAAAGAUAAAAGGGACAAAAAUGAACAGUUCCUUGAACUUGAAAUGGAACUGAAAUGUACAAAAUCAAAUAAAGCUAAUUUAGAAAAUCAUAUCCUGGACAUGGAAGAUGACCUGGAUAAGCUUAAGACCAAGGAGCAUGCUUUGGAAAAGGAACUUGAAUCAGCUCAACAAGUGUUUCAUGUGCAGGCGGAGAAGCUGACUGAGCUCGAAGCAAAAAAUACCAAGAUUCUUCAGGAUCUUGACACCUUAGCUGAAACAAAUGAGAAACUAGAGAAAGCCAAUAACAGUUUGAAGAUCAAGGUACAAGAGUUUGAGGCCGAGAAGAUAUACAAUGCUAAUACGAACAGCUUGCUUGAAGCUGAAAUAAGAGAGCUAACUAGCCAGUUACAAACAGUUGCAAAUCGAAUGGAGCAAGUUUUGAAAGAAAAAGAAGACUUGACCAAACAACUCCAACAUCUUGAAAAUAAUGCUAAGCUUGGCAUCAAAGAAAAGGAGGAAUUCCAAAAGCAAUUGAAUCAAUUGAAAGAGGAAAGCUUAUCCAUGCAUGAGCAGACUGAAGAUUUGCAAAAUAAGAUUAGUAUGAUAGAGCUUGAAAAUGUGAAACUACUCCAAUCAUUGGAAUCCUCUUUGUUGGAAAAAGAUGAAGUUGUAUCAAAGUUGAACUCCACCAAAACAGAGGUAGCUGAAAUGAGGCAUGCUAUCGAGAGGCUGAAAGUACGUAUUGAAGCAGAUCAGAAGAAAAGCCUGGACAUGGCUGCAAAACUCAAAGCAAGUGACCGAAAAGCAGACUCUCUUCAGGAUAAGAUUGAGGCUCUUGAAAGAGAGCUUCAGGCCUCGGAGGAAAAUACAGAGGAUUUGGUAAUGCAAGCUGAAACUGCAAAGGAACAAGUUGAAGUAUUGGAGGAAGAGAAGAAGGCUAUUGCUGAGAAACUAGAGCUUUUGGUUGUAGAGCUCAAUACCUUGUCCUCUGACAAACAAGAUCUAGAAAAGCAACUACUGCAAAAUCAAGAGAAGUUAGAGGAUCAUUGUUCAAAUUUGUUAAGAAACUCAGAAGCAGCUGAAAAUGAAAAACUCAAAAUGACAGAAGCCUAUGAAAGUUCUAUUAAUGAGCUAGAGACCCAAAUUAGCCAUUUAAAUGAAAAGUUGAAAAACAGUCAUGAGGAAUUAGAAGGACUUAAAGAAAAUGAGAAGAAUCAUAUUGAUCGAAAUUCGUGUUUGGAAUGUGAAAAGGUGCAGCUAUCUAAUCAACUUCAGGAAGUUGCUGGCUUAAAUGUGAGUCUCCAAUCAGCAAACACAAUGUUAAAUAAAGAUCUUCAAAUACUUCAGCAGAAGUUAAAUGAUCACAUGGAAGAGAAGGAGAAACUUCAGCAACAAGUCACAGAUCUGGAGAACCUGAGGCAAAAGAACUUAACGGAUUUGUAUCAUUUGCAGACUGAGAUGGAAAAGUUAAUGAAGGAAUGCCAGAACUUACAAAAGACAGCAGCUGAAUCUCAGCAGGCAGCACAUGAUCUAUCAGCUAAGCAUAACGCAAUGCUAAUCACUAUGGAAGCUUCUGAGAAGCAACUAAAGGAAGAACUAAACACUGCUCAGUUGAAGGCUUCUGCACAUCUCGAUCAGAUAAAUGAACUGACUGAGAACAAUAAUAAACUGCAGAGUGAUUUGACCAUUGCCAAUGAAAAGAUUCUGCAAAUACAACAAGACUUUGAUAAGGAAAAGAAUUCAAUUUCAGCACAACUUGAGGAGUUCAGAAGCCAGACUGAAAGUUUUAAGUUGCAGCUAGAAUUCUCUCAAUCAGAAAAAUGCAAGUUGGAAAAGGACCUUGUAUACUUACAGAAUGAAUUGCAAGUCACUGAUAUUCUGAAGAAACAAGUAGAAGAUUAUAAACAAAGCAUAAGUUGUAUCCAGGAGGAUCACCAAGUUGUGCUUAAAAAUGUACAGGAAAAGCACAAAGCUGAGUUGCAGACAUACCAAGAGGAAAUCGUUGGAAUGAAACAACAGCUUACUGCAAAAGAGGUGGAAAUCAACAAUCUGAAGAGUGCUAAAGAAGCAGCAAAUACUGUCUUAAAAGAUGACAACUGCAAGGUGGAAGAACUGGAAAAAUCUGUGGCAAAGCUGAGAAGAGACAAGGAUUGUGCUCAGAGUAAACUACUGCUCUGGAUGAAAAGCUGCAAACAGCUUGAGCAUGAGAAAGAAUCACUGAAGAAGCACAUUCAACAACAAGAAGAACUGCUCACCAAGCUCCAGAAAAGCCAGAACUCAGAUACAAAUUCACAGGUAGAAGAAUUAAAUGCUGAGCUAGAGGAAUUAAAAGAAUCGUUAGAGGAAAAAACAAAACAAGCUGAUGAAAAUAUGGAGAAAUAUUGGAACCUGAUCAAAAGCACUCACAAACUGGAGGAAGAAAAUGAAUUGUUGAAGGGCAGGGUUGCCUUGCUGAACAAUAAAUUGCAACAGCCAUAUUCUGCGAAUGAGGAAAGUGUGGCAGAACAGCCAGCGGUAGCUACAUCAGAAGCAGAUGUUCAUGAAGAGUCUGAAAAGAUGUCCCCUGGUCAGUCCAACAAUCAGCAAACACAUCUGAAAUCUCCAGAAGUAAGCAGUGUAUCAGGACUUGGCAGGGAUGCCACUAUGAAAUUGGGUGUGAGCAAAAGUCAUAAAAGGUCUCCAGAUGGACAAUUUAAACAUACGACUAAAAGAUUUAGAGGAGCUGAGUCCAAGAAAGAGGAAAAUGAAAUGAAACCAGAAGCUGCUCAGAAUAUUUUAAAGAAGAGCGGAUGUGGUGAAGCACAAGAUGCAACUUCAUGUGACCCUGAUAAAGUUAUGAUGGGUUUUGUCGAGGUUCCUGCUGCAUCACCUAGCCCUUACACAUUGCGUAGAACUACCUUAUUCAACAGGGCUAAUUCCAUUCUUGCAGCUCAGAGCAGGGUAUCUCCAAGUGGACGUAAAGGAGUUACACAAACAAGCAAGAAGUCAGAGACAACAGCAGAAGGCAGCCAUAUACACCAGCAUCCAUCUGAGUCCAGGUGUUCGCCUCCAGCAUUAUUUCCUGGUCUGGUACCAGCUGUGGCACAGUCUCCUCUAUCAUCUUUAACAAAUAGUCUAAAGAAGAAGAGCUUCGUAGGUCUUGAUGGGAAACAUUUACAAAGUAGACGCUCACCGAAUGUCAACAAAUCUAUAGAGUCAAAGAAACAACACAAGGAACAAAUUGCACAGACAGAAGGAAAUGAUAACUGCAAAGUGCAAUGA